AUGGACAAAGCUGCAUUGAGACUAACUUUUUUCAGCCUUCUGUUUACUUGUGUCAACUUGGCUGCUACAAACAAGAAACAAGAUAUUUACAGCUUCAACAUUAACUCUACGGUCACCAGCCACUAUGCUACCACAGUCAUCACAAGCCGUGUGAAAAACUUGUUGAGACACCGUCAAGAGGUCUUGUUUGAGGUCAAGAUACCCAAGAAUGCAUUCAUCAGACAGUUUAGAAUGACCAUAGAGGGGAAGACAUAUGAUGGUGUUGUGAAGGAUAAAAAUGAAGCUCAGUGGGAGUAUGAAAAGGCAAUAUCUCAAGAAGAAAGUGCUGGAUUGAUCAGUGCUGUUGGAAGGACUUUAGAAGACUUUAAAACUUCAGUGACGGUGGCUGCUUUUAGUAAAGUGACUUUUGAGUUGACCUACGAAGAACUGCUAAAGCGUCGCCUUGGCAAAUAUGAGCUCCUCAUCAAUGCCCAACUGAUGCAGCCGGUGGCAGACUUCAAGAUUGAUGUACACAUCCAUGAGAAUCAACAAAUUUCCUCCAUGGAGAUCAAAGGUGGUCUAUAUCUGACCAAUGCUGUCACAAUCAACAUAGCAGGCAAAGAUGCAUGGGUGACGUUCUACCCCACUCGUGACCAGCAAACAAAGUGUGGUGACUGUAGUAUAAAUGGUCUGAAUGGCAGCCUGAUUGUUAUGUAUGAUGUUAAGAGACUAAAACAAAGUGGAGUUCUGAAGGUGUCAAAUGGCUAUUUUGUCCACUUCUUUGCACCUACAGAUAUUCAGCCCAUUUCCAAAAAGGUCGUGUUUAUCAUUGACCAGAGUGGCUCUAUGCGGGGCAAAAAAAUAGAGCAGACUCGUUUGGCAAUGCUGAGUAUUUUGAGUGACCUGGCAGAGGGUGACCUCUUUGGAUUGAUCACGUUCAACUAUCACAUUCAGACCUGGAAACCUUAUCUUCUCACAGCUACUAAAGGAAAUGUGGAAGAAGCAAAGAAGUUUGUGAAGAGAAUUAAAACUGGAGCAAAUAGGUCAUCAGCUGGGGACCACCAGUCAUCGAUGUUUCGCUCCUUUAACCCCAGUACAUCUCCUGGUGGCGGAGCGAUGGCAGGGAUCACUCCCUGCCACCCCCUGCUGAUGCCCUAG
Pimephales promelas (fathead minnow) is the source of this 1137-nucleotide messenger RNA. NCBI's taxonomy places the organism in Eukaryota, Metazoa, Chordata, Actinopteri, Cypriniformes, Leuciscidae. The record is from RefSeq and is a predicted model, not a curated record.